AUGUUUAUGUACCCGAUAUUCAUCACCGACGAUCCCCAAGCUGAAGUCGACAUUGCGGCUUUGCCUGGACAGAAACGAUGGGGAGUAGACCGUCUCGAAGGUUUCCUCGGACCACUUGUACAAAAGGGACUGAAGAGUGUUAUCCUAUUCGGUGUCCCGCUGAAUUGCACCAAGGACGACCACGGAACCCCCGCAGACGACCCCAACGGACCUGUCAUCCUCGCCAUCAAAAAGCUCAAAUCGCUAUUUCCCGAACUGUACAUCGCAGCCGACGUCUGUCUGUGCGAAUACACCUCGCACGGGCACUGCGGAUACCUCUUGCCAGGCACACGCAUCAUCGACCAGGCAACCUCGGCCGAACGCAUCGCCGACGUUGCGCUCGCGUAUGCCCAAGCGGGUGCGCACUGCGUUGCGCCCAGCGACAUGAUGGACGGACGGAUUGCGGCCAUCAAGCGUAAACUGAUCGAUGCGCGAUUGGCGAAUCAGUGCACGCUGAUGAGCUAUUCGGCCAAAUUUGCGUCGGGACUGUAUGGUCCGUUUAGGGAGGCAGCUGGGAGCGUGCCCAACUUUGGUGAUCGCAAAUGUUACCAACUUCCGCCGAAUGCGCGUGGCCUAGCUCAACGUGCGAUUACUCGGGAUAUCAACGAGGGUGCCGAUAUUAUUAUGGUCAAGCCUGCUUUGCCGUACCUCGAUGUGCUCGCUGAUGCGCAACGCAUGGCUCCGUCCCAUCCGCUCGCAUGUUACCAGGUAAGCGGAGAGUACGCGAUGGUCGUUGCCGGUGCAAACGCAGGGGUGUACGAUCUAAAAACGAUGGCGUUUGAAACGAGCGAGAGUAUGGUCAGGGCAGGGGCGACACUUAUUCUUUCGUAUUUCACACCUCAGUUCUUGGACUGGCUAGAAGCUUGA
This is a messenger RNA of Rhizoctonia solani, 906 nucleotides long. Its product is annotated as delta-aminolevulinic acid dehydratase. The coding region runs from base 1 to 906 and encodes 301 amino acids. Gene Ontology annotation, cellular component: cytosol. The record is from RefSeq and is a predicted model, not a curated record. Gene Ontology annotation, biological process: heme biosynthetic process. The transcript is spliced from 5 exons. Lineage: Eukaryota; Fungi; Basidiomycota; Agaricomycetes; Cantharellales; Ceratobasidiaceae. Gene Ontology annotation, molecular function: zinc ion binding; porphobilinogen synthase activity.